GAUAGUUUCUGGCCAAACGCUGUUGUCCAGGGACCAAAUGGUAAAGAUGCGAGAGGACUUCCUUCAUCGGUGUUAUGGAUCGGUGUGGCUAAUGCUAAUGCUCCUGAGUUUUACUGCCGGAGAAGAAUGAGUGCCUUGAAGCCUGACCCACCAUCAUCACCGUCAUCCUCCUGUAAUGAGCCUCUUGGACUUCAAAAUGGUUGGAUUGAAAACUCUGCUAUCACAGCUUCCUCCAAUUGGAACGCACAGCACAUGGCUUGGAGGGCGAGGCUAAACAUGGUCAAACAAGGUAGUUACAUUGGAGGAUGGGCYGCACGUGUYAAUCAUGACAGUCAGUGGAUACAGGUGGACUUUGGYCGACCUGUGAAAAUGACAGCYGUGUCAACUCAAGGACGUCAAGACUCSGAUCAGUGGGUAACAAAGUACACRCUGUCAUAUGGAAGCGAUCCAGGAAAACUUACACCCUACCGGGUAAACGGACGCACAAAGGAAUUUUCGGGUAACCGUGACAGGAAUUCAGUGGUUAAGCAUAACCUGGCACCACCGAUAGAGGGGCGAUUUGUUCGUCUUCACGUUAAGGCGUGGCACAGUCAUAUUGCAAUGMGAAUGGAGUUCUAUGGCUGUCAGAUGGUUUGUAAAGUGGAUAUCGGUAUUCUUAUGGACGAGUCCGGUAGCGUCAGUUCAGGGGAUUGGGAACAAGAGAAGAACUUUGUGAAGCAGCUUCCUGAUCACUUCAAGUUUGGUCGUGAAGGAGCGCAGUUUGGCGURAUUUCCUUUAGCACCAAUGCCCAUAUGGACAUUCAACUGAACAGUUAUUCCAACGCUGCCGCGUUUAAACGUGCAGUCGGUAGCAUMAAACAAGCGCGUGGGUGGACUUACACAACCAAGGCCCUGGAUCUAGCUUAUACAAAUUUAUUUAAUGCUGGGAAAGGUGCACGGAAAAACGUCGCCAAGGUACUUAUUGUWAUAACCGAUGGUAAAACUACAAGUGGAACGCCCAGUUUAACAAGGCCCGUCAAACGUCUUAAGGACGCAGCUGUUAACAUCAUUUCCAUUGGAGUUGGGGACAAAAUCAAYAUGGAUGAAUUAAACAAGAUGGCUGCGAGCAAUAAGCACGUGUUCCUUGUCAAACAAAUGCRACAGUUAUCAAGUCUAAUAACUUCCAUCACUGCUUCUUCUUGUUCAUCAUUCACAUGCCGGUAUGUGACAUGUGACUAUGGGGCGUGGUCUUCCUGGAGUAAGUCUUGUGGUCAGGGAAUGCGACGCGUGCGUACKCUGACCAAAGUCAACGAACACACCAUUGAACAGCAAGGCGGCUGCUCGGGCAUGAAACAGACUUGUGAUGCACAGAUGGUAGAGACGAAGAAUGAUCAGUGCCCAUGUCGAUAUGUAUCAUGUUCAUGGAAUCAAUGGGGACCAUGGUCUAGUACGUGUGGUAAGAUGACCAGACAAAGGACCAGUAAAGUCACGCAUCACACAGUAGUACGUCCUAACUGUGGCGGUCUUCAAACCUCUUGUCCAAAACCAGAAGCGCAGAGUAUUUACGUCUCUUGUUGUAAAGCUGAAAUCGGGAUAUUGUUGGACGAGUCAGGUAGCGUUAAAGCAGAAGAUUGGGAACGAGAAAAAGACUUUGUCAAUCAAUUGGUCAACGGAUUCAGAAAUUAUGGACCCGCCGGGGUCCAGUUUGGUGUUAUAUCGUACAGUACURAUGCMAAUCUUGACAUUAAACUUAACCAGUACAGCAAGAAACAAGACUUUAUCUCCGCUAUUGGAAGGAUCAAGCAGUUCCGCGGAUGGACGUACACCGAGAAAGCCCUUAAUCUCGCUCACUCUCAUCUGUUUAGAAUGGGUGCAAGGCCUGGUGUAACCAAGGUCCUUCUCGUCCUGACGGAUGGUGUGACAACAGGAGGUUCACACAAACUGAAACAACCAAUCAAAUUGCUGAAAGAAAGUCACGUGAAUAUCUUUGCAAUUGGAGUUGGCAAGAGAAUCAAUGAAAGGGAACUCAAGAUGAUGGCAUCUGAGCCUGUCAACUCACAUGUCUUCUACGUUGAUAAUAUGGAAGAACUACCAAAGCUUCUUCAAACAAUAAGCGCAUCUUCUUGUCAAAAAUUCAAGUGCAAAUAUGUGACAUGCGACUACAGUGUAUGGUCAGCAUGGUCAGCGUCGUGUGGUGUGGGCAUGCGCCGUACUCGCAAGCUCGUCAAGGUGAACGAGCACAUCGUAGAACAGCAGGGAGGGUGCUCUGGGUUGACGACAACGUGUGAACAAAGCAAGACUGAAACCAAGAAUAUGAACUGUCCAUGUCGUUACGUGUCGUGUUCGUGGUCCUCGUGGUCUGCGUGGACGGCUUCUUGUGGCUCAAUGUCAAGACGACGUACAAGCAAAGCAACAAGUCACGUGGUCAAUAGACCAUCAUGCAGCGGGCUUCAAACCACGUGUCCCGCUCCGGAAACUCAACAAAGGACCACUAACUGUGUGUGCAAGUAUGUCAAGUGUAUAUGGAAUCCUUGGUCWUCAUGGUCAGCGUCCUGCGGUGUUAUGAUACGCGCAAGAUCCAUCAAGACCRUACAGCAAACUAUUAAUAAACCCAGCUGCGGUGGAUUACAGCAGAGAUGCACACAAAGUCCACAAUCACAAAGAAAAGAAGUCAAGUGUACUUGUAACUACGUCAAAUGCAGCAAGAAUCCCUGGACAAACUGGUCAGCAUCGUGUGGUAAAGCGACAAGACAGCGAACAUGGAAGACAACUCAAGUAACAGAGCAGCUCCUGAGCUGUGAUGGACUACCACAGUCUUGCCCGACACAACCAGAAGUUGAGAGUCGAGAGACAAAGUGUACUUGUAACUAUGUGAAAUGCAGCAAGAAUCCCUGGACAAACUGGUCAGCAUCGUGUGGUAAAGCGACCAGACAGAGAAGCUGGAAGACAACUCAAGUGACAGAACAACUCCUGAGCUGUGACGGACUUCCACAGUCUUGCCCGACACAACCAGAAGUUGAGAGUCGCGAGACAAAGUGUACUUGUAACUAUGUGAAAUGCAGCAAGAAUCCCUGGACAAACUGGUCAGCAUCGUGUGGUAAAGCGACCAGACAGCGAACAUGGAAGACAACUCAAGUAACAGAGCAACUCCUGAGCUGUGAUGGACUACCACAGUCUUGUCCAACACAACCAGAAGUUGAGAGUCGCGAGACAAAGUGCACUUGUAACUAUGUCAAGUGCAGCAAGAAUCCCUGGACAAACUGGUCAGCAUCGUGUGGUAAAGCGACCAGACAACGAACAUGGAAGACAACUCAAGUAACAGAACAACUCCUAAGCUGUGAUGGACUACCACAGUCUUGCCCAACACAACCAGAAGUUGAGAGUCGCGAGACAAAGUGUACAUGUAACUACGUCAAGUGCAGCAAGAAUCCCUGGACAAACUGGUCAGCAUCUUGUGGUAAAGCGACAAGACAGCGAACAUGGAAGACAACUCAAGUAACAGAACAACUCCUGAGCUGUGAUGGACUUCCACAGUCUUGCCCAACAAAACCAGAAGUUGAAAGUCGAGAGACAAAGUGCACAUGUAACUAUGUCAAGUGCAGCAAGAAUCCUUGGACAAACUGGUCAGCAUCUUGUGGUAAAGCGACGAGACAACGAACAUGGAAGACAACUCAAGUAACAGAACAACUCCUAAGCUGUGACGGACUUCCACAGUCUUGCCCAACACAACCAGAAGUUGAAAGUCGAGARACAAAGUGUACWUGUAAGUAUGUCAAGUGCGUKCCUGGUGCUUGGGGAGACUGGUCUGGYGACUGUGGUGAAGUCAAGAGAAGAAGAAACAUAACCGAAACUCCUGCUACUGUCGAUCAAGUUAGCUGUGAUGGCUUGCUGCAGAAAUGCCCCAACAAAUAUGAAGAGGAGAAGAAAAAGCUGCCGGAUGAUUGUCAAGAAUGCUUCACUGUUAAUUGCUAUUAUAGUCCAUGGCAGCCAUGGUCAGCAACGUGUGGRAAAGCUACUCGUGUAAGAUACCAAAUUGCUGAAGAGAAGUUCGUGUUUAGGAAGUCAUGUGAUAACUUGCCUGUUGAGUGUACAGGGAUUUAUGAGGACGUUCAGCAUCGGGAUACACCUGUCUGCCCAGUUACACCACCACCACCACCCACAACCAAGCCUUGAGUUUUAAKAAGUGGUCAACAUUAUACUAGCAGGUUGUUUCAGAAGGGUUAGGAUAUAAGGGAUUCAUCACUGUAUGUAGAUGGUAUUGAAAAAUAAAUGAUUCAAAUGAUUAACGUUAAAAAUA
This is a messenger RNA of Exaiptasia diaphana, 4276 nucleotides long. Its product is annotated as A disintegrin and metalloproteinase with thrombospondin motifs gon-1. The coding region runs from base 127 to 4152 and encodes 1341 amino acids. The transcript is spliced from 23 exons. Lineage: Eukaryota; Metazoa; Cnidaria; Anthozoa; Actiniaria; Aiptasiidae. The record is from RefSeq and is a predicted model, not a curated record.